AUGGCGGAAAGAAAAUGCGGAUGCAGUGGGAUUCGGAUGUGUCUCAUUUGUGAAGAAAAACGUGGUAAAAUAUACGAUGACCUUGCUAACCAUGCAUUUGAAUCAACUAAUUUGCAUUUUCUACACUUUUGUAUGAAUUCUAAAAAUAUACUAUGUGGUCCUUGGAAGUUUUGCUCUUGUAAAAACGGACGGCUUCACAAUGGAGAUAAUGAUAUGAAUUUUUAUGAGCACACAACGGCAGAUAUAGUAAAUAGUUUAUCUGUAUACAUCGAUGCAGAUCAUAAACAUGAUAAACUCCAACAAUUUCUUAAAAUUUUCAACGGAUUACUAGGAUCACAAGACAUAACGGUGAUAGAAAAUUACGUGACCGACGAGGAAGAAUCGUUUAUGAUAAAUGAGAUGUACAAAAUGCCGUGGAAACUAUCACAAUCAGGGCGACGAAAACAAGAUUUUGGGCCGCAAGUGAAUUUCAAACGCAGAAAGCUGAAAGUUGGAAGUUUCACAGGGUUUCCAUUCUUUUUAAAGGAUGUGGUGUUGAAAAUGAAAACUUUUAAAGAACUUGAUAAUUUUGAUCCUGUGGAAGUUUGCCAUUUAGAAUACAGUUCUGAAAGAGGGUCAGCAAUUGAUCCACAUAUUGAUGACACAUGGUUAUGGGGGGAACGUCUGGUUACUUUGAGCCUUUUGUCAAGUUCAAUCUUAACAUUACAAAAUGAUGAAUUUCCAGAAAUUGCCAUCCAGAUUCCGAUGCCUAGAUGCUCAUUGCUGGUUUUACAAGGCCAGGCAAGAAACAAUUGGAAACAUUCUGUGAGGAGAGAAGAUAUUUCAAACAAAAGAAUAGCAGUAACAUUUAGAGAAUUAUCAGAGAAUUUCAGCAAAGGAAGUCAGCAUAUAAUUGGGGAAGAGGUGCUAAAAGUUGCUAAUAAUUUCAAUGGGAAGCCACUAUUUGAGGACAAAGAGUAAAGGCACCUUUGAUUAGGAGGAGACAAAUAACCUACCUCUGUUAUUUUGUAUGUCUAGCUAAUUCAGAGUAGCACAAUAUACAGAAAUAAUUUUACACAUUUAGAAAUUAAUUAGUUUAAUAUGCUCUUUUCAAAAGCAGAAAGUAAAUUCAAGAAAUCACAUUUAUUUUGCAAAUUCGUUUUUGCUCUUGUACCAGACAUGUGUCUUGAUGAGGGCAAAGCCCUUAUCCAAUCCUUGCUGAAUUGACCUUCAGCACAUGUACAAAAAAUUUAAAGAUAUACCUACUUGAACAACACAGGAUUCUUUUUCAAGCUAACUUUCAUGUAGAUAAUAUGAAGAAGUUAUAAAUACAAAAUUGAUAUACAAUAGAAUUAAAUACUUUAUUUUAUGACUGCUUAAACAAAGCCAAGGGACAUCAAACAGAAUACAAAAUGUUUAUUUCAUGAAGUCAAUAGAACAGGACUGGUCUGGAAACAUUUUAUCACAACGUAUAUCACAAUUUCAAGUAUCACAGACAACAAGGUAAUGCAGAUUUUUUGAGGGAUGGUCUUCAUAACACAAGCUCAAUUUAUCUGUCUGAAUGAAAUUAUCUCUAUGGAAGCCUAACUAAUUUUUGGUUAAUAGAUGUUAUAGUUUCAAGUCUGAUAUGUUUAAAGGUUGCAGUCACAGGUGUACCUAUGGGCACAUUUGUCUCAUUUAGCAAGUU
Molecule: messenger RNA, 1666 nt
Organism: Rhopilema esculentum
Lineage: Eukaryota; Metazoa; Cnidaria; Scyphozoa; Rhizostomeae; Rhizostomatidae
Product: alpha-ketoglutarate-dependent dioxygenase alkB homolog 4
Biological process (GO): demethylation
Molecular function (GO): demethylase activity; oxidoreductase activity
Source: RefSeq, a predicted model, not a curated record